This is a messenger RNA of Aegilops tauschii subsp. strangulata, 396 nucleotides long. RefSeq lists its product as uncharacterized. Lineage: Eukaryota; Viridiplantae; Streptophyta; Magnoliopsida; Poales; Poaceae. The record is from RefSeq and is a predicted model, not a curated record.
AUGUCGAUGGGUUCCGGCGCAUCGACCCUGUUCUGGUUCGACCGGUGGGUGGGGGAUCGUCCCUUCGCCACCAGAUUCCCAGACUUGUUCUCCAGUACAGUGGACCCUGGGAUCUCCGUCGAGGUGGCCCUUGUUGACUUAGGGCGCCUCGCGUUCCAGAGGCCAUUUGGGCCUAUGGAACUUGUCGCCUGGCAGGAGCUCCUUGAGUGUAUCGCCCUCCAGUCACCAGGCGCGAAUCAGACGCACGAUCGCAUCUCCUGGCACCUGGAGACGUCUGGAUGCUUCUCCACCAAAUCUCUCUACCAGAACAUUGCGGCAUCUCCUGGCCCAGAGCCUCUGGCCCUAAUCUGGGCAAUUAGACUCCCACUUAAGAUUCAGAUCUUCCUCCGGCAAUGA